AUAUUUUAAUACAAAUAAGUAAUAAAAAAAUAACUCAUAGAAUAAGCAAGCGUUUUGGAGACUUGAAGACACAAAACGGCGAAAGAAUGUGGUCGAGUUUUUUCGCAGCCAUUGUAACCAGCUUCAUUCUGGUCAAGCAAGUGGCAGCAAGUUCGUGCAGCACCUCGUGCAGUCGAACUCUCUAUAUAGAGGAGUUAGCAGCAGAUAUUUCAUCUCCGUGUUAUCCUGGCAAUUAUUUGCAAAAUCUAAACUGUAGAACAGAGAUACAGUCUGAUGGAACGAAUCUGACUCAAAUACAAAUCACAGCCUUCAAUUUGGAACCAUGGCAUGACUUUCUCAAGUUAUAUGGCGUGACAAGCUUCUUAUUAUUCAUAAACUCAACAACAAAGAACGUAAUAAUAACCGGUUAUCCAAUUGGUAACAUUACUGCUCUGUUUUCAACGGACUCCAGCAUCAACAAAUUCGGAUAUAAUGCUACUGUUCGAGCAAUUUCGGAAAGUGACGUCCUCAAUCAGUAUAAUAGCUAUCACGCGGAGGGCGCUGCUCAUGUAUUGAAUUCUCCGGUAUAUUUAUCCAGCAGUGGUGACAAGGGAAUGAAUGGAGAAGCUAUUGAUUUGAUGUUCCUUAAUAUUCCUAACACCACCGACACACCUAUUCAAUCGUGGAAUGAUUACACAAUUAUUCUCGCAAACCUGAACGAAUCCGCUGUAUUAACUUUCAACAUAACUGCUACCGGAUUCACUGCAAAAUGGAUGGAAGUAUCCGGAUCAAUUUCGUACAAUGUAUCGGUCUUUGAUUCUGACGGAAACAUUUUAAAAUCUGUCGUUACUACCGAAACGGUCCAAAUCUUCAGCGACCUACCAAGCGGCUCUGAUUAUAACAUUUCUGUAAAAAUUACUGAUAAGCUGGGAAAUGUUGGAUACUUUAGUGGUAAUACCACCACCGAUGUUCUUUCUCCCACCAAUCUACGGGUAACUGAUAUAAAACAAACAAACUUCACGGCAAUAUGGGAUGCUGUUGAUGGAGCAACUUCUUAUCGGUGUGACUAUGACGCUAACGGCGUAUCCUACUCCAAGCAAACUGAAAAUGCAAGUUUUCUGGUAACUGGAUUAUCACCUGGAUCGCUGUACACAAUAAAUAUUUUUGCCAUAUUCCCAGUCGGUGUGAGCGAUGCAUCUUCUAUUCAACAGAUUACAGUUCCGGAAAGUGUAAGCAAUCUUCACUUGGUGCAUACAACAUAUGCUGUCAAUGUGUCUUGGACUGGUGCUACAGGCGCGUCGGACUACAGAGUGACUUUGCACGAUGAAGGAAACGGAUCCCAAAUUUUGAUCACAAUGGAUACCAAGAUUCUCAUUGGGAAUCUUUCACCUGGACUCGACCAUUAUCUUACCAUUGAAUCUGUUAAUGCAGGCGGGAAAAGCCCAGCAGUUGGGACAAACUUUACCACAGUUCCGUCAAGUGUAAGCGAGCUUCGUGUUGUUUCCUUAACAACGUCUGCUAGUGUAUCGUGGAGUGGCGUAAAAGGAGUUUUAUACUAUACCUUCACCUUGAGUGGUGACGUAAGAGAGGCAAUAUCCAACACAACAGACAUCAACAUUACUGUGCCUUCUCUGUUGCCUGGGACGGAUUACUUUCUUAAAGUUGAAGCUGUAAAUACAGCGGGAGUGAGUCCGCCAACUUCAUUGAACUUUACAACGGAAUUGUUGCCCUUUGGUGCCUCCAUUGAAGUUGCCUCCAUAACGACGGAUAGUUUUGUCCUGAAUUGGACAUCAAUACCUGGAGCGAUAUACUAUGAACUAACAGUUUCAGAAAAGCGAAAUAUGUAUAAUUGUACGCAUAAGUUAUCAGUUAAUGAAAGCCGGAAAUCAUUCACUAAUUUGCCGAGUGGAUCAUUAUUUGAAAUCACUCUCAAAGUAUAUAACAGGCCCACAAACUACAAAACAAUGAAUGGAACUGCCACAACAGGAAUGAAAACACCAGAUAAUACAUCAGUUACAACUAUAACUCAAACAUCUUUUCGUGUUAGUUGGUCGACAAUUAAAGGAGCCAUACAUUAUCAAAUAAACGCAACUUCUGAUGGCAGUAUCAUUCACAAAGAAACUUCAUCUAAUUCGGCAUACUUAGAUAAUUUAUCUUCUGGAACAGUGUAUAACUUGAGUAUUUUAGCGAUUUUCCCUUCUGGCACGAGUUCGCCAUCUUCCAGAAGUCAAAUUACAGUUCCGUCAAGUGUAAGCGAGCUCCGUGUCGUUUACUCAACAACAUCUGUUAGUACAUGGUGGAACGGCACAAAAGGAGUUUCCUACUAUACCUUGACCUUGAAUGGUGGCGAAAGAGAGACAAUAAUCAACACAACAGACACCAACGCUAACAUGACUACUCUGUUGCCUGGGACGGAUUACUCUCUUAAAGUUGAAGCUGUGAAUGCAGCGGGAGUGAGUUCACCAGCUUCAUUGAACUUCACAACUGAACUGUUGCCCUCCGGUGCCUCUAUCGAAGUUGUCUCCGCAUCAGCGGAUGGUUUCGUCCUCAAUUGGACAUCAAUACCUGGAGCGACUUACUAUGAACUAACAGUCCUAGAAAAACGAAAUAUGUAUAAUUCUACACAUAAGUUAUCAGUUAAUGAAACUCGGAAAUCAUUCAUUAAUUUGCCGAGCGGAUCAUUAUUUGAAAUCUCGCUCAGAGUGUAUAACAGGCCCACAAACUACAAAACAAUGAAUGGAACUGCCAAAACAGAAAUGAAAACACCAGGAAAUGUUUCAGUUACAGCUGUAACUCAAACAUCUUUUCGUGUUAGUUGGUCGGCAAUUAAAGAAGCUAUACAUUAUCAAGUUAACGCAACUAGUGAUGCCAACAUUGUCCACGAAAUUGCUCUAUCUCCUUCGGUAUUACUCAAUAGACUAUCUCCAGGAACACUGUACAAUUUAAGCAUCUUUGCAAUCUUCCCCGCUGGUAUCAGUUUGCCGUCAAUUGAGAGUCAAAUUACAGUUCCUGGGAACAUCAGCAACUUGACCAUAAGCAGCAUUCUUACAACUAGCUUUACGCCGUAUUGGUCAAGCAUCAAGUGUGCUUGCUCGUACUCAAUGACCAUAAUUCGAGAUAAAGACAAUGCAUGGAAGAAGGAAAUUGGCAAUGUUACCAGCGGAGGUUCAAUUACAAACGUUGAACCGGGAAUUACGUAUACAGUCUACGUCAGCGCUACUAAUGUAGCAGGGAACAGCGCCGCAGCAUCUGCUACGUUUUCAACAGAAUUAAUUCCCCAGUCAACUAGGUUGACAGUGCGGGACGAAACUCCCGACAGUUUUGUGAUAGAAUGGCCUGUUAUUGAUGGGGCAACACAAUACACAAUAUCAGUGAAAGAAAUGAGAAAUCUUUACAACAAAGCGGAAACGAUUACUGGAAACACGAAGACAGUCAAUAGCUUACCGAGUGGUUCUUUUUUCAAUAUCACGCUUACUGUAAUUGGUAAAGAGCCCGAAAAUAACGCAACUUUGACCCACGAUGCAAAAACAGCGGUUAAACCCCCAUCGGGCAUCAAUGUCGUUUCUACAACGCAGACCUCAUUCAAUCUGGGUUGGACCAAAAUUGUUGGAGCUUUGAAAUACAAGAUAAAAGCUUCAGAAGGAGCAAAUAUCAUUUCGAAAGAAUCGCCUAUUGAACAAAUAAAGAUAGACAACCUGUUACCUGGGACUGAAUACAACCUUGAAAUAGUUGCAGAGUUUCCUGUGGGCGCAAGCGCACCUGCGGUUAAGAAGCAAAAAACUGCGCCUGGAAAUAUUACAGAUUUGACUGUAAAAUUAACAACCACGUCGUUUACUCCUAAAUGGACUGCCGUUACCGGUGCUACGUCCUACUCGCUCAAUUUAAAAAGAACAAGAGACAACCAAGAUAUAAAAUCGGACAAGCAAGUUUCAAUCGAAGAAGUUGUGGGAGGAGUCCGUCCGGGAACUCAUUAUACACUUGAUGUCACGGCUGUGAAUGACGCCGGAGGAAGUUUCAAAGCUUUUGAAACUUUUACCACGGACUUGUCCACUCCAACAGAAGUUAAAAUAGUAGCAAUAACAAAGAAUCGUUUUCUGUUGACUUGGAAAGAAGUUGACGGCGCAAAUCAAUACGAGUAUUCGUGCACAGAUAAAAACGCCCAAAACACGACAGAAACUCAAGUUGCAGUAGAGGAUUUAAAGUCUAAUAAACAGUACACUUGCGAAGUUGCAGCUCUAACUCCGGACAUGAAGAGUUUAAAAAGUUCAUAUUCCGAAAGGACAGCAAUGCUCGAAUGUGAUAAAAGUCCGUGCCUAAAUGGUGGUAUUUGCAAGGAACGGGAUACGUCGGGAUUUGAUUGUCAAUGUACUUCUGCAUACGAAGGAAAAACUUGUGAAAACGUACGCAAUUGGUGCGAAGAGAGAGAGACACCUUGUCCUGGAAACGCAACAUGCUUCAAUGACGUGAAUACUCUGAAAUCUCGUUGCGAGUGCAACGCGGGGUUUACAGGGGAUGCGGAAUUACGUUGUGUUGCAUUUUGUCCUGACUCAUCCAUGGUGAAAGACAAUGUUACUUUAACUUUCAACACUUCCUAUACUGGAAGGGUAGCCCAUUCCACGGAAAAGUGUGACGGUCGUUCAAAAGCUUCGGUUGUUUGCGUUACAACAUUUAACGGUAACACGGCUGUUUCUGAAUAUCCAGAAUCUGGAGUCACCUUGGUGAAAUGUGGUACAACAGUGGAUGAUGUGGUAUCCAAGGUAACUGAUACGACGACUGACUCCAAAAAACUAACGGAACAGACAAAAAAAUUAGAAGUCUUGACGUCGGGUGAUGCACUUAAGGAAGACGAUGUCAGUAAAGUAGCUGAAUAUAUUGAUGACGUUGCAAAAAUUUCUGGAAAGAGCAAGAAUACGGUUACUGUCGAAAUUUUGAGCGGUAUUGUCAAUACAGCCGAUAACCUAAUCAGUUCGAAGUCAAUUUCGUUUCUUCAGACCGCCCCCACACCUACCCCCGCAACCCCAAAACCUGGAAACCCUCCACCGCCGACUGAAGCACCCAUUUCAGCCGCCCAAAAAGAAAAAGAGAUAAAACAGAAUAUUUUAAAGAGCCUGACAAUUUUAGCAGAACAAGUGACAAUACCUAACGACACCGAUGAAGUCGUAAUUGAAACAAAGAGCAUGAUUGUAAAGGUUAUCGAAACUCCAGUUUUUGUUCAAAAUUCAAGUGAUCCACAGCCUCAGCCUCAAGUGACCUUUGCUCCAGUCUUAACCAAAUUCACUGGUAGACAAACAAAUGGCUCUAACGUUACUGAAACACAAAUGAGUGUUCCCCUACAAAUCCGUAUUCCGGGUUCUGCAAUAGUAAAAGCAAACAAAGAAAUUAGUGAAACAACCAAGGAAAAGAUCCGGAUAUCAUUCUUACUGCAUAAGGAUGAUACUCUGUUUCCGUCCAGGAAAAAUCCAGAAAUGAUUAUUGCUGCAAACUUGGGAAGCAACGUGACUCUCAAAAAUCUAGAGGAAGACGUCAUAGUGACAUAUGAAGAAGUUAGCAGCCCAGCAGGAAUAUUAAAUUCAUCAAAACCAAUGUUUCAAGAACUUACAGAAUAUGAGUGUGUUUAUUGGGACUUUAAUACCGGAUCUUGGUCCGGAGAAGGGUGUUGUAUUGAUUUUGACGAUUCAAAUCUUUCAACAUGCCGAUGCGACCAUUUGACAAACUUUGCAGUACUCGUGUCCAAAUCAAAUAUACCUGCUGACCUGGUAUUGGAUAUAGUUAGUGACAUAGGAUGUGCUCUCUCUAUAUUUGGUCUUAUCUGCACCAUCAUUAUUCAUUGCUUGAAGGAGGAUAUACGAAAGAAGCGACCAAUUCAACUACUUUUGCACACCUGCUUUUGCUUGCUAUUCUCCUACGUAAUUUUUAUUGCGGGAAUGUCAGUAGAAUCGUCAUCCUUAAGCGAUAACGUUUGCGUAACAAUCGCAGCUCUUCUGCAAUAUUUUUACCUCGCAACGUGGUGUUGGAUGUCUGUCUAUGCCAACGAUAUGUACAGGUCGUUCCUCAAGGUCUUCAAUUCUAAUACUUCUGGAUACAUGACAAAAUGUGUGAUAUUUGCCUACGGAUUCCCUCUGUUGAUUACACUUACAAACGCCUGUAUUGCGGUAUUACAUUUUGAUGCCAACAACAAAUAUCCUUCUUUGUGCCCUAAUAAAGAUGGAUAUAGCGAAGAAAUAAAAUCCAAAUUUCCUCGAAAAUCGGCAUAUGUUUCUCCAAAUUUCUGUUGGAUACAUGAUUUUUCUCUAUAUAUUGGAUUCCUUUUACCGGUUGCACUGAUGCUUGUGUUCAAUAUUUUUGUCUCGGCGAUGGUCAUGAAAACUCUACUAAAUCGUGCAAGCCAGGUUCAAUCUUCAGCCAAACAGACUACAGCGAAAGACCAUUUAUUAAUCAGCAUAACACUCGCGGCUAGCACUGGUUUGACAUGGAUAGUUGGUUAUCUAAUGCUUCUUUCUGAGGACCCUACCUAUCUUCUGGUAACAAGCUGGAUAUUUGCUAUCUUCAACACAACACAGGGCCUUGUAAUAUUUUUCACAACUUGCGUACGUCACGAGAAUAUGCGUAAGAUUUGGUGGAAUCCCAUUCGUGAUAGAUGUUGCGGAAUGUGCUCACGUAUAAAAAUGAUUUCUCCAAAGAGAGAGGGAUUCUCUCUUGCUACGUCAGAGGGAGGCGCAACUUCGUUCGUGUCGGGAAGCACCGAAAAUACGAAAAACACCAUGGUAGCAGCAAAAUCGAUCAUUACAACGAAUGACGAAUUUUCAGCGACUGCAUUUUAAUUAAUAACCGACGUAAACUAAACUAAAUUGAAACGUGCUCCAUAACACCGAAUUGAUAUCCAGCGUGAAAGAUUUUUGCUACAUUAUAAUAGCAGUCCGGACUCCGGACUCGAAAAAAAAAUAGUUUUUGAAGCACGUUUGAUGACCCUUUUAAAACACUAUUAUUUUAAUUAGUAUUAUAUCCCAAGUUUUUCUGUAUUAUAUCAUGAAUUUUUUUAUUUUGAAUAGAAGUUCGAACUGUUUUUGUUUUAAAGAUUUAUUUUUCAUUCCAAACUAUAUAUUAUAAUAGAUUUUAUUUUUAUUUGUUCAUAAUGAUCAUUUUCAUCCUAAGGCUGCUUAAAAUUUCUGUAAAGUAGUUACCCAUGUCAUAUGCAAAUUUGUUGACGACAUGUCACUGAUACGCUAAUAAAAAAUUAGCGACACCAGAAGCUGAUUCAUAUCAAAAACUUUCCAAAUUUUACAAAAUUAUAAUUUAAUAACUCCACUGAAUGAAUUACGCAAACGUUUGAAUUGUAACUAUUCGAUCCACUGUAAAGAUUCAUCAAAAACUUGUAUUUUAUCAUUACUAGGAAAUCUAUCCUUGAAGAACCGUAAAAUUGGAAAACUACUCAGUUUUUACACCACUGUCGCAUUGUCAACACGUAUAUAUCUGAUUACAUCAUAAUAAGUUCAAGUAUAAGAUUUAACACUCGAUUACGUCCACGCUAUAUUUUCUUUCCAAUGUUAUAUGCACUCAUCGUCAAUUUUUUUUAUACAUUCCAAGCUAUUUUGAGCUCCUACCAAUUCGCGGUGGAAAAUCCCCUAAAUUUACAGCGUUUUUUAGUCAAUUUUGUAACAAAGAAAAACACAUGGUAUAAUUUUAGUUUUCUCACGGAAUACUUUGAAGCUGAGGAAUAAAAUAAAUUGAUUUUCACAUAACUUUGAACUGGAUUUCUCUCUAUGGCAAUAUAUUAUUUUAGAUUUUUAUUGCAGAUUUUACUAUUUCUUUAUCGUUGCUUUUUACAGUAAUAUAAAAGUGUAAAUAUUAGUAAAAAUAAUAAUAAUUAUAUAUAUAUUAUAUAACAUUUCUCCAAGUUCCUGAUCCUUGAUUGUAAUUUCAUAACUGCUAUGCAAUGUUUUUGUUUUCGAUAUAAUUUGUACUAUGGAUGAUAAAUGAAUCUUGGAUAUAGUUUUUGUUUUCGUUAUAGUUUGUACUAUGAAUUAUAAAUGAAUCUUGGAUAUAUAUAUUUUAGUUGUUCAGAUGGCGAUGUUAUUAAUCAUUAUUAAAAUCGAUGCAUUGUUUUCCGCAGUUGUUUAGUGUAAUAUUGUGCACAUUUCAAUAUCAUUUUUAUUCAUCAUAUUAUAUUAUUUAACCAAACCAUAUAGAAAUAUAUCAAGUGUUUUAUUAAGGACAAAAAGCUAUACGAAACGGGGCUGCAUUCUCAAAAUUUUAUAAGUAUUUUUCUUGUGACGUGGGCGUGAAUCCUAGUCAAAACUUUUUUUUAAAUUUGUAUUGAUUCAUUGUGCCUUUUUUUGCACAAAGGGCUUCUUUCAAAUUACAAACAUUUAAUUCUAAGUACUGUCGGUAUAAGUGAACCUGGCGAUUUAUAAAGAGAAAUAACAACAUCCUGAUGUGCAGGUAGAUUAGAAGUCGAAAGUUCGUAAAAAGCAUAAACGGUCUCUGAUCCUUGCCUCCUUAUUAAGAUCGAGGUGUACUUUGGAUCAAAGAAAUGUUAGUUACGCCUUUCAGUAUAUUUCUAAAUCUUGAUCUCGACCCGUUUACGCUGAAAUUUGCUUUGUGCUAAGAUUACCAGAUCUUGACGCUUCCGCAUUUUAUAUUCCCCAUAUUCAGACGAAAAUCAUUAUUUAUCUCUGAAUGCAUAAUGACUCUCAUUACCUAAGUAAUAUUACA
This is a messenger RNA of Styela clava, 8691 nucleotides long. RefSeq names its product fibronectin-like. Gene Ontology annotation, cellular component: membrane. Gene Ontology annotation, molecular function: protein binding; G protein-coupled receptor activity. Gene Ontology annotation, biological process: cell surface receptor signaling pathway; G protein-coupled receptor signaling pathway. The record is from RefSeq and is a predicted model, not a curated record. NCBI's taxonomy places the organism in Eukaryota, Metazoa, Chordata, Ascidiacea, Stolidobranchia, Styelidae.